GGGGAAAUCCCCUCUCUCGACCCAACUCGUUGUCAGGCUGGCUGACACAGCCAUGGCGUUCACCUUCGCGGCCUUCUGCUACAUGCUCACCUUGGUGUUGUGUGCCGCACUCAUCUUCUUCGUCAUCUGGCAGGUGAGCUGAGCUCACACACACUCACUCACCUUAACCAUGUUUAGAAACUCUGGGUGAUGGCAGUUAAACCAUGUUUCAGCUUUGUGACUCAUACCUGAAAUAAAGAAGUGGUUGAUCUGUAACUCAAGGCCAGACACUAAGGAAGACUCUAAGAAAUACCUAUAAUUCUGGGUGAAGACUACUUAACGCUAACUGUCGUCUAGCCAUUGGUUGGUGUGAAUGUGUGCCCACGUGCCCAUCUGUGACUCACUAUUUAUUUUAUUCAUUUCAGUACUGUAAGUGUCUCUCUCUCUCUAUCUCUCACUCUCUGUUGUUAUAAUAAGCGCAUGUAUGGCACCACAAACUGGAAGUUUACUAUUAAUAUGAGAUAGUGAAAUUUAAAUUUGUGUAGGAAUGGGGAGACAAUUAGAUGGAGAGAGAGAGAUAUGUGCAUUAAUGCAACCCUCAUCAUAAGGACCAGCCUACUGACCGCAGAAUUAUGAUAGGAAUUUGUACAGGCGUCACUGGAGACCUCUGCACAAUCAGUAUUCUACAUGUCUAAAGCCUCAGACACAGACUGCACAAAGGCCAGAGCCCAUCUCUCUCACCUAUAGCCUUCUGUCUAGGGAGACAUUGUUCAUUUGAAAUUCAACACACCAUUAUCAGAUCAUUACAAAAGACUGGUUUGAAAUGACUAAAGUAUUGACUACUAAAUUGACUAGCGGGUGAGACUGCGCUGCAUGUGAGUCAGUCAAUGUGUGAGUAUGUGUCUGUGUCUGUGGGAGAGAAGAGGAAGGGAAAAGGAGAGAGUGUCUGUGUCUGUGGGAGAAAGUGUAUGUAUGUGUCAGCAACAAACCAUGUUAUUGAGAAUGCUUAUCAAACUAUCAUUUUGUUCCACCCCUUACCCCCAUCUGCCUCCAUCCAUGGUUCGCGCCCCCCCCAUCUCUGUGUGGCUUUCAACCAAUGAGACGGCUUGUUCACUUCUAUAGUAACCAUGGUGCCCGCUAAGGGGCUCAUCAGAUCACUAUGGAAACUGCAUCUGUUUACUACAAAGAGGAGCGUGAAACAGAGAAUAGGGGGUUAGUGCUAUCUGGAAUCCUUGGGACGUCCCUACCCUAAACCCUAAACCCUAACCUUAACCCCUAGCCUAACCAUAACCCUUACUUAACCCUAACGCUUACCUUAACCAUUUUACAUUUCAACUUCAAUGGAGGGUAGGGGCGUUCCAAGGAUUCCGGAUAGCACGGACCGAGAAGAGCGAAUGAUGUAGAUCUAUAUAAGGGGGAAUGGUGUUGUUGAGAGUAAAAGACAGAUGUGGAGAGUUAGAUUGGUCUCUGAAAGGGAAAGAUGGAUGUCACAGGGAAGGAUUCUUAGAUGGAGAUCUAAGAAACAGAGAGAAACAGAGAAAGACUAAGGAUUUGAAAGAUAUAAAAGGAUGAAUGGAGGUAUGGGAAUGGCAAACUUAAAGCGGCAAUCAGCAGUUGAAACAAUAACAAAGCGAACUCCCUGCCCCUCGUUCGGUAAAAAGCUGAGGGAUGGGGCUGGAGAAAUGUAGCCACUCUCAAAUUCAAAAACAGAGCUAUGGAUGCAAGGACUGACCAAAAUUAUAGCUUUAACUAUGUUUUGAGGCUAUAUAGUGUUGGUUUACAUUUACUUUGUUUACAAACAUUGGAGUAAAACAAGCGUAUAUUUUGGGUUCUGAAGGGGUAGGACAGUUGAACUAAGCUCAUGAGGCAUUAUACAUUAUAUUCUUCAAGAAUCAAUGGGUACAUAUCAUUAAUUUAUAAGUCCAAAAAUGGAUGUAGAAACUUCAGAUUGCCUCUUUAAGAUGAUAAGAAAUCUUGUGAAAAGAGGCUAAAAGGGAUAUGAUUGGAAUUUAAUGAGAAUAACACAUUGUGGAUGUGAAAGAACACACGAUCCAUUUACGUUCAAUAUUAAUUUAGCUAUAUCCAAUGCAAAUGACAGAAAGUUUAACCAUAUACUUGUACAUGUGUUUUUAGAUUAUUGCGUUUGACGAGCUGUGCACAGACUUCAAGAACCCAAUCGAUCAGAGCAACCCCACCAGAGCGGUAAGGCCCCCUGCCUUAUGAAAGGGAGUGGAGUUAUGUGAAGUGUGACCCAGUUCUAUGUGCCCACCUACAGUCAUGGCCACUCAGCUGUGAAGAGUAGAGCACUGUAGACAGACAGACAGACAGACAGACAGACAGACAGACAGACAGACAGACAGACAUAGACCAUGGACACUUAGUCAAAUAGAAAAACCUUUUUGAAUGGUUUAUUUAUCAUGUUUGAUCUAUUUAUUUAUCAUGUUUGAAGCAUUUACUCAAUGUAACGUACCUUCUAUUUUGCCAGUGAUAUCUUUGCUGGGGGUUCCUUCCUUUCAUAUAGCUACACAAGAACAUUCUGUAUCUGACUCUCCAUAUCUGACUCUCCAUAUUUGACUCUCCAUAUUUGACUAUCCAUAUCUGACUCUCCAUUUCUGACUCUCCAUAUCUGACUCUUCAUAUCUGACUCUCCAUAUCUGACUCUCCAUAUCUGACUCUCCUUUGUCUCUGUUCACUUUUCAGAGGGAAAGAAUUCUGAAUAUUGAAAGAAUAUGCAACUUGCUGCGGAAGGUCAGUAAGUUGCUCCCAGGCAUACACACACACACACAAACACUACACACCUUGUGGGAGAGAGAAUCUACGCAUCUAUUUACAGGACUGAGACGGAUUGAUUCAUAUCUUCCCCUCCUGCCUGUAGGACACACACACACACACACACACACACACACACACACACACACACACACACACACACACACACACACACACACACACACACACACACACACACACACACACACACACACACACACACACACACACACACACACACACUAUAUAAUUACCUGGCUUUCUAUACUGCCACCACUCCCUCAUUUUCUCUGUCAGUGUUAAUGGGCAAGCUGUAGAGCCAAAUAGGGGAGAUUGAAGGAGGGAACACCUGGAGGCCAGCAGGCUUUUAUGAAAAUCAUAACUGAUCCCUGCCACUCUCAUUCCAUAUGAAAAUUGCAGCUUUUUCAAAGCAUUUUGUCCUGAAGUGUUUCUGAUAACGACAGAGUUUGCAUUUGUGUGGUGUGCACCAUAUUUGUCUGUUUCAUUUCUAGCUGGUGGUGCCAGAGUACUCCAUCCAUGGGCUUUUCUGCCUGAUGUUCAUGUGUGCUGGGGAGUGGGUCACCCUGGGCCUAAACAUCCCCCUGCUCUUCUACCAUCUCUGGAGGUACACAACACGACACAAGACGACACAAGACGACACAACACAACACGAACAACACGACACAACACACCAUGAACAACACAACACAACACGAACGACACAACACAACACAACACGAACAACAUGACACAACACAACACAACACAAACAACACGACACAACACGACACAAUACGACACAACACGAACAACAUGACACAACACGACACAACACGACACAAUACGACACAACACGGACAACACGACCCAACACAACGCGACACAACACGACACAACCAACUCCCAGCACUCUCUCAAGCAGGAUGCUUUUUAGUUGUUUCUGUUGUAAGAAUGCUCUCUCACUCUCGUCAGGUUUUUCCAUCGGCCGGCAGAUGGGUCAGAGGUCAUGUAUGACCCUGUCAGUGUGAUGAAUGCAGACAUCCUGAACUACUGUCAGAAGGAGUCCUGGUGUAAACUGGGCUUCUACCUGCUCUCCUUCUUCUACUACCUGUACAGGUGAGGUCAUAUUACAGGUGAGGUCAUAUUAAUCAAGCUAUUUAUUAUCAGUCCGGCCGGUUCAUUGGUGAAUGGUGAUCUGUACUGCACAAUAACUUACUGCACAAUAACUGCUGUCACUCAGACCUAAAGAAAAGAGUGACAGGGGACAUGUUAUUGCUUGGCAACAUCACAUUCCUUCUAACAUUGCUGUCCUUCUUUCCUCUUUUCCGCCUCUCUCUGUCCUUGACAGUAUGGUCUAUGCCUUGGUGAGUUUCUAAACACAGAAUAGAAGACAAAGCAACAAAGAGGAGAUUUAAAGACAGUAAAAGAGAAAGUGCAUGCAAGACUAAGACUGGGUGAUGUCACUCACCCUUCUUUCUCACCACCCAUUACUCCAUCACAGACCAUGUUUUGCUCUCCUCAAAUCUUUGGAUGGAGGGACGAACAUCGGAGGACAUUGUGAGGAAAUUAGGCAAAGCAAAGAGACUUUGUUGAGCCUGCUCAGACACUGCCAAGACAUAUAGAAGAGGAGGAGCAGACAGAGAGGAGCCACUGAAAUAAUGAAGAGAAAGAGAGAACACAUCUUAGCCAGUGUACGGGAUGCCUUGAUCUGACCACAUCACGUCUUAAGGGCUGUGGGUCUCCUCUGCUAUUCUUAGUGAUACUGUCACUCAACUGUGAAUUUAUCAACUUUGUGUUGCCUAAGUCCUAGUGUUGAUGUUGCGGAUUCAUACAUCAAUAUCCUUCCAUCCCAAUAAACCUCAUCAUUUUAGAAAAUAAACACGUAUUUAGUUAUUCUCCUAAUUUGGUUAUUAUUUAUUAGUUCAAUAAUUC
Messenger RNA from Coregonus sp. 'balchen', 4680 nucleotides. Lineage: Eukaryota; Metazoa; Chordata; Actinopteri; Salmoniformes; Salmonidae. The record is from the annotation of a GenBank genome assembly.